AUGGCACAGUUCAACAUUUACACAGACAAUAGAAACAUGGGCGAAAAGUGCGUGCUUCCACCAUUAUUUGGCAACAUCUCAGAGUAUUGUUAUAAAAUGGCUAUCUCCAAGAAUCUCCCACUCUUAAAGAACCAUUUCAGAAAGCACUGGCAAGAACGUGUCCGUGUCCACUUGGACCAGGCCGGUAAGAAGGCUUCUAGACGUCAAGCUAGAGCUGCCAAGAGUGCUAGACUGGCUCCUAAGCCAAUCGACUCUUUGAGACCUAUCGUCAGAGCCCCAACCAUCAAGUACAACAGAAAGGUCAGAGAAGGUAAGGGUUUCUCCCUUGCUGAGCUCAAGGCUGUCGGACUCUCCGCCAAGUACGCUAGAACCGUUGGAAUUGCUGUCGACCACAGACGUCAGAACAGAUCCGAGGAGGGAUUCAAGGUUAACGUUGACAGACUCACCGAGUACAAGUCUAAGCUGAUUGUCUUUGGAAAGGCCACCCCAGCUGCCGAGUACAAGGCCGUUGAGCAGAUCAUCACUCCAGCUGCCUUCCCAGUUGUCCAGCCAGUUGUUGACGUGACCCCAAGAGCCGUUGUUGUUCCAGAGCAGACCGCCUACAGAACCUUGCGUCUGGCCAAGUCCGACAAGAAGUACAAGGGUGUCAGAGCGAAGCGUGCUGCCGAGAAGGCCGAAGCCGAAGCUGACAAGAAGAAAUAA
Molecule: messenger RNA, 702 nt
Organism: Kuraishia capsulata CBS 1993
Lineage: Eukaryota; Fungi; Ascomycota; Pichiomycetes; Pichiales; Pichiaceae
Exons: 3
Coding region: 1-702 (233 amino acids)
Biological process (GO): translation
Cellular component (GO): ribosome; cytosolic large ribosomal subunit
Molecular function (GO): structural constituent of ribosome; RNA binding
Source: RefSeq, a predicted model, not a curated record